UCAGGGGUCAGAGUGAAGGAACGCGCAUGUCGCUGCUGGGCUGUUCGAACGUAGCGGAAAUAGAAACAUGCAGCAAAGUUUUUCCUAAGUUUGGCGCGCGCUUGUUUUUAAAUUCACCCUCAUCACAAACAUGACCUCAAAUAUUACAGAUGCCUCGCAGGACGAGCUGAUCAAUUUAAUAUAUCACCAUUUAAAGGACAACGGCUACAAGAAAGCAGCCAACGUGCUGAGAAAGCACGCGCCCCAGGUUGAAACUGAAGGAGUGAAAGCAUCAUUGAGUGAUAUCUUUAAGAAGUGGGCAAGCUCAAGUGAUGGAGAUAUUCCUCUGGUGCCUUCUGGUGUUCGGACUCCAAAGAGAAAGAAAGGCUCUUCAACUGGAACCAAGUCUAAGAUCACAGCCCCCUCUGCUGUAGUUGGUCCAAAAAAGUCUCUAAGCAACAAGACUUCAGGAUUGGAGAAAAAAUCUACGAAGCAGAAGAAAAAAGAAACUGCGACAAAACCAAGAAAAAGAAAAAAGUCCACUUCUGAAGCCACUCCGGGGAAUGAUUCGGAUUCAGACUCUAGUUUAGAUGUGGAGAAAUGGAGGAAAAUGCUUUCUCAGUUAUCAGAUUCUGAUCGAGCGAAGAUGGAUGUUUUGUCAACCUUGGAUGAAUCUCCUGUCUCCUCACCCGCGAAGUCUUCAGCAAAGGGAAGGACGACAAAGAAGCCGGCAAGAGCUAAAAAGGAGGGAAACCCAGCCCAGAAGCGAAAGACCAAUACACCAGCAAAGAAAGUGACUGCCAAACCUGAUGACAUUCCUGUAACAAGCGAUGCAUCUGAGACUCCUUCAAAAAAGUCAAAAGGCAAAGGUGCUGCAGCUAUUUCUGAACAUCCUGAAGUUAAUACACCAUCUAAAAAGGCUGGGAAUAAGAAAAAUAGUAGUAUCUCAGGUCUUGAUGUGGUUAAGACCCCUAAAAAAACUAAAGGUAAAAAUGCUAACUCAUCUGUUCAAGAUGAGAACGAUAAACCAGAAGCACAUAGUGAAACUAAUGGACUCUUGGAAACUGGCAAAAUGGGCAAAGAGGUUGGUGUAUCAGAUUCAGAAUCUGACAGGACUCCUAAAAGAGUUCAUUUUAAAAAAGAUAGUAGUUUAUCAGAGCAAGUUGAGACUCCUAAAAUAGCAAAUAGGAAAGAUAAUGGUACCUCAGAAAGCAGCAGUACUGAAACUCCUUCUAAAAAGCCUAAAAAAAAGAAAGGCCAAUCUGAAGCCAGCAAUGUUGAAACUGACAAUAGUCCCUCAAGUAUUAAAGAGGUUAAAAAAGCUGCUAACAAUAUGAAUGCGGACACUACCUCUGACCUGUCAGAGACCCCAUCAAAGAAAGUGAAAAAUAAAAAGUCUAAAAGCAUUGUAGAGCCUGUUCCUGAUGAGACACCUUCUAAGAAGGUAAAAGUUAAGAAACCAGAAACUGACCAAGAAACGACAUCUGAGAAAGCUGACGAAGCUGAAUCUGUUAAACCUGACACUUCACCUAAAAAAGCCAAAAUGAAGGACAAUUCAGACACAGUUGAGCCUGAAAUGCCAUCUAAAAAAGCUAAAGCCAAGAAAGUAAAAAGCACAGAAGAACCUGGCGAGGUAGAAACGACCGGUAACAAGCUCAAAGCGGUCACGUCAGAUGAUCUGCAGUCUGACUCCACAAACAGCGUUUUGAAAAAAAGUAAAAGGAAGGCUGCUGAGGAUGUGGAGAUCCACAAUGACAUUUCUUCAGAAACUCCGUUAAAAAGUAGUAAAUCUCAUGCAAAGACUCCAGACGGUGAUGGUUUGGAAAAUGAGGAAACCUCUAGUCAUGAGUUAAAAAGUCCUUCUAAAAAAAGAAAACAUAAAAGGGAAGAAGCUUGUGAUGACCCAGCACCAGAGGAAGCCACACCAGAGCCCAAAAAGUCCAAGAAAGAUAAAGAGAAGAAGAAAAGCAAGGAGGCUGAAAAUGCAGAUGGUCUUCAACCACAACCACCAGCAGAAGAAGAAGCAUCUGUUCCUGUAGAAGUAAUUCAGAAGAAAAAGAAGAAGAAGAAAGAGAAGGAGAAAGAAGAAGAAACGGAGGAGAUAAUCCCUGAUGAUCCUUCUGCAUCUGCUCCAGAUGAGGAGGUGGUAGUGCAUAAAAAGAAAAAGAAGUCUUCGAAGGAGAAACAGCCCGGUACUGAUGAAACUCAUGGACUCAACAGCACAUAAUGAAUGUUACGGCCCUUGAGACUUUACAAUCUCACAAUGUUGAAUGAAAUAAUGAUUUAACCUGAGUGCAUGCUCCGUCCCUACUGUGUAAAUCAUGUGUGUCAUAUGUAUGUAAGUCAGCAUUUGUAUGUUUUCUUGUAAUUUUAUAAGGAGGUACUUUUUGAGAAAUAUUUCGUUUUUGGUUAUCUUGCUUUUCUAUUUUUGAUAACUGGACUUUCUGUGAUUAAGAAGGAUUUUAUGCCUUUUGUAUUCUUUUAAAACCUUUUUUUAAAAAAAAUAUGAGAUCCAAGAAAAAAAAAUCAUUUGGUCAUAUAAGUUUCCUUAAUUUCACUUUAAUUUAAAAAUGUAUAAUUGCUUAAGAUCAAGAACUGAAUUCUAUAAAUGUCUUUUUGUGUUAAAAUUUGUGAACUUUAAGAAAAAAAAAUUGUCACAUUGUAUUUGUCUUUUUUUUGUGAUUCAAAAAUGCACAUAAGAUGGUUUUACUUACAAUACGUCUCACUUCAUUUUUCACAGAAAAGCACCGCAGUGGCAAGUAUGUAUCGUCGCCUUGGAAUUAUAAGGUUCUAUCUGAUGUCAAAAUUUGAGUUUCUCACAUAUUCUUAUUUUGUGACAACUUAUUUACAUCAUGUGAUGUUUCUUUGUUCGCCGUGUACAUUUUGGGCCUUUAUGAAAACAAAAAGGGUUCUGUCUAUAGAAAUCUAUGGAUUCCAAAAGCUUGGAAGCUCAAUAUCUCAAAAGUGUUUAGAAUGCAUAUAGAACCGUAUAAUUUCAAGGCGACGAUGGCCAACU
This is a messenger RNA of Labeo rohita (rohu), 2995 nucleotides long. It is a transcript of the gene llcp, whose product is annotated as treacle ribosome biogenesis factor 1. The record is from RefSeq and is a predicted model, not a curated record. Lineage: Eukaryota; Metazoa; Chordata; Actinopteri; Cypriniformes; Cyprinidae. The coding region runs from base 131 to 2206 and encodes 691 amino acids. Gene Ontology annotation, molecular function: protein binding. The transcript is spliced from 9 exons.